Molecule: messenger RNA, 1372 nt
Organism: Gasterosteus aculeatus aculeatus (three-spined stickleback)
Lineage: Eukaryota; Metazoa; Chordata; Actinopteri; Perciformes; Gasterosteidae
Gene: ntmt1
Product: N-terminal Xaa-Pro-Lys N-methyltransferase 1
Biological process (GO): N-terminal protein amino acid methylation
Cellular component (GO): cytoplasm
Molecular function (GO): N-terminal protein N-methyltransferase activity
Source: RefSeq, a predicted model, not a curated record
ACGCGUGCUCUCGUCGCCUGGUGCCGAGUCUCUCAGGGAAGCUGGAGAAGUGAAGCGGGCCGGCCUGCGGGGAGGAAGAGGAGGAAGAGGAGGGCGAGCGACCUGCUGCUGCUCACGCAAGGCGAGAAGACGGGAUGGGGGACAUAGCAGAUGGUGAGGGAAGCUUCUACUCCAACGCGGAGGACUACUGGAGGGAGGUCCCGCCCACAGUGGAUGGCAUGCUGGGAGGCUACGGGAGCAUCUCCAGCAUCGAUAUCAACGGAUCCAAGGCCUUCCUGCAGAAGUUCCUUGGGGACGGGGACGGGAAGACGGGCACGGACUGCGCUCUGGAUUGUGGCGCAGGCAUCGGUAGGAUCAGCAAACGUCUUCUGUUGCCUCUGUUCAAGACUGUGGACCUGGUGGACGUGACUCAGGAGUUUCUAGACAAAGCCAAGACGUACCUGGGAGAAGAGGGAAAGCGAGUGGGGAAGUACCUCUGCAGCGGCCUGCAGGACCUCGUGCCGGAGAGUGGACGCUAUGAUGUCAUCUGGAUCCAAUGGGUCAUCGGCCACCUAACCGAUGCCCAUCUGGUGGACUUCCUGCAGCGAUGCCAGAAAGCCCUGCGGCCCAACGGCCUCAUUAUCAUCAAGGACAAUGUGUCUUAUGAGGGCGUGGUCCCCGAUGAGGUGGACAGCAGCGUCUGCCGCGACCUGCAAAUAGUUCAUCGUCUGGUGGGCAGAGCAGGCCUCCGCAUUGUGCAUGCAGAGCAACAAACUAACUUCCCAAAGGAGAUUUACCAGGUCCACACUCUGGCUCUCAGAUAGGACCUUCCCUCCUCCCUGGGGUGCUGAGGGGGUAUGCGGUAUUUCUAACGCGUUUCCUAGUUUGAUCUGCCGUCGCUGUUUGUUUGACGCUAACUCUGUCCGUCGGCCUUUUACUCUCCUCCAAGUGCUGAGUCAUCUCUUCUGACACACGAAUCGUCCCUCGAAUUGAUUUCAGUUCAAGAUGGCUGAAUGGAAGCAUGCAUUUCUUAGGUCAGUGUGAUGUUCGGUGGAAAGGUCCAAGUUCACAUCGCACAGCCAGCCAAUAGAAACUGGUAACGGAGUAAAGCUGGUAAAAGUCCUUGUCCUCUUGCUGUGUGAUCAUCAGACCUCAACCCAACUGCACAACCUUUCCAGAGCGCUCAGUUGGUCAUCAGGGCAGCGUCUGUAAACUGAAGGCUGCUGCAUCAUUUCCUGCUUCUAAAUGUCACUGGUUUCACAAGCGGAGCACUCUAUUCUCACAAAGACACACCUCCAGUGUUAUGGACAUUUUUGAUGGACAUUUUACAGUUUAUUAAAGACCCAUUUGCAGAUUCAUGUGUCUACAGAAACAAGUAUUCCUUCAUUUUUAA